UUUUUUCAGAUGCGUAUAUAAAAUUUCUGUUGCUGUACUUUCUUUACCAUUUGCCAACAAGGCUAUAAAACCCCUUUACCUCCCAAAUGACGGUCGAACGGCUCAGUUUGACGAAUCUCAAAAAAAGUCCGCGGGGAAGUUCCCUAGGAAAUCCCCCUGUUCGGGGAUAUUACUGUCGACACCGAUGCACAUACACUUCGAACUCUGAGCAUUUCUGUAGUCACAGGGUCUGGAAGCAGAGGCGUCAAAUGCUGGUUUAUUAAAAGACUGAACCUUAGGACUAACUCUACACAUAACCUGCCAUGGAUAACGUAAGUGUAAACACGGAAAACGACAUGCUGAAGGACAAAAUCCGGAGUUACAGCACGCUUAACUCUCUGUAUCAUGAGACGCGGCAUGAGAUGGAGCUUUUGAACAAACAGAUCUACGUAAAGGACAAUAUUAUUGCUGAUUUAAAAGCGAGGCUGGGGAGGUACGAGAGGAUCCACAUGAACCUGGGGGAUAACGAGUCUGUGCUCAUAGGACCGUCCAAGUCAUUGCUGGAGAGCCUGUGCAAGGAAAUAUGCAAACUGAAACAGAAGAGGAACGAUAUGGAGUUCAAGGCAUCUCGACAGGAAGAGGAGAUCCAGCGGCUGGCCGGGCAGCUCCGAGAAAAAGAACUGGAGCUAGAAAGAGUCAGGUGUCAGCCGGACCACGAGAAGGACCAGGAGAUCCAGAGGCUGCGCUCAGCCCUGGAGGAGAGGGAGCGCUCCGAGGCCACCAGAGCCGUACUCUGCUCGUCCCUGGCCGAGGAGGCGGACCAGCUCCGCAGCCAACUUGGAGCAACAGUGAAGGUGUGCCAGGAGCUGCUGGCCAGGCUGGAGAAAGACAAACAAGGGAGAGGAGUGGUGGAGGAUGAGGCUCAGAUGCAAAAGAAUAAGGAGAUGACACUGUCCUCUGAUUUGAGCGCCAUGAAUGCCCAAAUCUGUCAUCUUCAGGAGGAAAAUCACAAGCUAAAGCAGCGAGUAGCAUAUGUACAAGGUUUGAACUCUCAGUGGCAAAAGUACGACUCAAGCAGGGAAGACUACAUCAGAGGCUUGAUUCAGCGUCUGAAGGAGACCUCAGGGCCGGGAUUGGCUCCUGGAAUGGGCACCGUAAGCACUGGGUUGCUUCAUCAUGAAAUUUCCAGGCUCAACGGCUUACUGGAGGAGAAGAUGAAAGAGUGUGAGCGGCUUGGGAGAGAAGCAGAGGAGAUGAGGAAGCAAGAUCAAGAACGCAUACAGACUCUGGAGCAGCAGGUCCUUAUCUAUGCAGAAGACUUCAAGUCGGAGCGUGCAGACAGGGAGCGAGCACAAGGUCAGAUGGAAGAUUUAAAGGAGCAGAUUUAUCAGUUAAAACGGCAGGUACACAAACAGGAAGCCAGCAGGGAGAGCAGAGACAUAGUUCCCAUGUGUCGCGUGCACAUAGGACACAGGAUCUCCUCGAGGCGGCACAAGGACUCUUCAGAGCCUCUGUUAAGGACCCCGGCUGAGAUGCAGAAACAGCCUGCAGCUGCAGCAUCCACAGCAAACCCGGCGUGGAGCGAACGACCCGGCCUGUCGGAACUGGAGUGCCCACGCUGCCUCGCCACGUUCAAUGAAAAGGACACAGCAGAGUACCUGAACCAUUGUGAGGAGUGUGCCAAACUAUAAACGCAACAACACUCAUUUUGAAAACACCAAUAUCUCUCACUGACAGUAACCAAACACUGAAGAGCACCACUACACGUCAGAAAAUAACCUGAGUGGAGAUUCCAGGUCGGAGAGGCUUGACGACAAAUGAAACAACUGGGCUGUACAGCUUGCUUCAUUAUAUUAAGCCAAAGUUCCCCUCUUGGUAGAGAUAUUACAUCAUCUGGAUUUUACUACAUCUGACUCUUUAAAAAUCCAGCGUCUGGUUCUUGAGUGUUCUCCUGUCAUCAUGCAGGAGCUUAUUGCGACAGGGAUGUGCAUUCUGAUGCACCCUAUUAAAUAUAUACCUCAAUGUGUCAAAUUGUCUUUUGCACUUUCUUACAUGUAACCAAAAAAGAAUCGUAAGAUAAUACGGUUAAGAGAUUCACGAUGCAUAAGCUUCUUAUUUUGGAUCUAAACAUCAAGUAAAUGUGUUGCUAUGAGUUUUAUUUUUGGUUGAACUUUGCAUAUGUCCUGUAAAUUAUGUAUUCUUAACAGAUUUUAAAUAUAAAACUAUUAUUUGAAUAUUUAUUCUCUGUACAUAAAAAUAGAAAAGGCCCAUUUAUUGUUGCCUUUUCACAUUAAAGCCAUAUUUUAGGGUUUAACCUUUGGGAAUGAAACUUUAAAUACAACUUGAAAUGCUCAGAUCUAAAAUAGUGUUUGUAAUCCCAACUGACACCUUUUUUUUCAAGCUGGCACAUUAUUUUUAUAAUAAAAGACAUUAU
This is a messenger RNA of Cheilinus undulatus (humphead wrasse), 2413 nucleotides long. It is a transcript of the gene tnip2, whose product is annotated as TNFAIP3 interacting protein 2. NCBI's taxonomy places the organism in Eukaryota, Metazoa, Chordata, Actinopteri, Labriformes, Labridae. The transcript has 6 exons. Gene Ontology annotation, biological process: regulation of transcription by RNA polymerase II; cellular response to lipopolysaccharide. The coding region runs from base 303 to 1670 and encodes 455 amino acids. The record is from RefSeq and is a predicted model, not a curated record. Gene Ontology annotation, molecular function: K63-linked polyubiquitin modification-dependent protein binding.